AGGCGAAGGCGGUACGGGCGCGUUGCUAUGACGUAAGGCAGGCGUCGACGUCCAAACGCUCCGCGCUUGUAACGCGUCUUGGCGGCUCCUCGCGCACCGACGGGACAUUUGGCAAACACGACAGCGGUGGCCCUCCCGCCAUGGGACCAGAGCGAGUUUUCCCACCUUGUGAGGAUGACGACAAGAGCCCGCAUGACGGAGAUGCAGUCGCAGCGGCGGCGUGGAGCGGCGGCGAGGAGGAUCAGGAGGGCGAGGGUCCGGCCCAAGAGGUCCCCGCAGAUGAGGACGGGGGGGCGGGCUACUCGUACCAGCCCCUGAGUCAGGACGGGGACGACGCCGCGGGGGACGGCAAUCUCCAGCGUAGGAUGGAGGUGAUGGGUCUGCACCUCCCCGAGGCCCCGUCCUCUGACAGCGACGAAGACGACCCCGACGGCGCGGCCGCCGAGAGGAGCCGCGCCUCCAUCCCCAUGGAUGCCGCCCACGUGGAGCUGGUGAAGAGGACCAUGGCGGCGGUGGCUCUGCCGUCGCCGGGCGUGCCGGCGUGGGCGCGAGAGAUCUCCGACGACCAGUGGGAGGACGUCGUUCGGCGCACGCUGAGCGACCGCCGCGCCGCCGCUGGCCUGCGGCGCGCCGGCCUCAACGGCACCUGAGGAAAUGCCUUUUGCUCUUUGAUGUUCCACCUGGCUAAUGCGCACGUGACAAACAUCAAGAUUGACUGAGCUUCCUUUUA
Hippocampus comes (tiger tail seahorse) is the source of this 730-nucleotide messenger RNA. It is a transcript of the gene mea1, whose product is annotated as male-enhanced antigen 1. Gene Ontology annotation, biological process: spermatogenesis. The record is from RefSeq and is a predicted model, not a curated record. The transcript has 4 exons. Bases 141 to 650 code for a protein of 169 amino acids. Lineage: Eukaryota; Metazoa; Chordata; Actinopteri; Syngnathiformes; Syngnathidae.